AUGAAGCCCGCCAGGGCGUCCCAGCGCUACAGAAGCAUCCGGAGAAACACCGGCCAGCGCUGCCUGUACCAGGAGUCCCUGCUGCUCGGCAAGUUGGACGACAGCUUUAAUGCUGAUGAAACAGGGGACAGCAAUGAUCCAGAACAAAUCUUCCAGAAUAUUCAGUUCCAGAAAGAUCUCAUGGCAAACAUUCGCUGCAGACCCUGGACCAUGAGGCAGAAGCUGGGAGCACUGAGGCGAGCGAAGGAGAUUGUGCUGAAGUUCGAAGGGAGGCUGACCAGGACCCGAGGAUACCAAGCGGCAGGUGCAGAGCUCUGGCGGAAAUUUGCUCGCGGGGCCUGUAACUUCAUGGCCACCUUCAUCCCCUGGGAAAUGAGGAUAAAGAAAAUCGAGAGUCAUUUUGGAUCUGGUGUUGCCUCCUACUUCAUAUUCUUGAGAUGGUUAUUUGGAAUUAAUAUUGUGCUCACAAUUAUGACAGGUGCUUUUAUCGUCAUUCCAGAGCUCAUUGCGGGCCAGCCCUUCGGAAGCACGGACAGCAAGACGAUCCCCAAGGAGAGUGUUAUGUCUGCCCAAGACCUGGACACCGUCUGGUCCCUGGGGGGUUAUCUACAGUACUCUGUCCUCUUCUACGGCUAUUACGGCAGGGAGAGAAGGAUCGGGAGAGCGGGCUACCGGCUGCCCCUGGCGUACUUCCUGGUGGGCAUGGCUGUGUUUGCUUACAGCUUCAUCAUCCUCUUAAAAAAGAUGGCCAAGAACUCGCGCACGAGCCUCGCCAGAGCCUCCAAUGAAAACUACACGUUCUGCUGGCGGGUGUUCUGUGCCUGGGAUUACCUCAUCGGAAACCCGGAGGCCGCCGAGAGCAAAACGGCCGCCAUCGUAAACAGCAUCAGGGAGGCCAUCCUGGAAGAACAGGAGAAGGAGAAAAGUAAAAACCCGGUAGUGACCGUGUGCCUGAGGGUUAUUGCCAAUAUCCUGGUGCUUCUGUCGCUCGCCGGGAGCAUCUACCUCAUCUACUUCGUGGUGGACCGGUCCCAGAAGCUGGAACAGUCAAAGAAGGAGCUGACGCUCUGGGAGAAGAACGAGCCGUUUCUCUUCUUCAUGCACCUGUACCGGUUUCGUGACCCCCUAAGUGCCAGUCAGGGUCCCCGGGAGGAGCUGGUGAACCCAUCGCUCGCCUGUCUGGCCUCGUUGUCCCCGACGCGCGUCUGCCAAGGCUCAGGCCGUGUGCCGGGAGAUCCCAGGGCGUGUUUGCCCGGCCGGGAGCGCGUCUCUGAUCGGGUCCUCGUGCUGUACCUGGGGAACCUCUACAGCCUGAUCAUCGCUCUCCUGGACAAAGUUAACAGCAUGAGCGCUGAGGAAGCUGCCACCAGCAGUAACGCGAGCCACUGGACGGGGUCUACCGUCUUCUCUGCCGCCAGUGCGGCCCCUGAAGGGGAGAAAUGGGCCACGCGUGGGCCCGGGACCGGGCUCGGGAGAAGCGGAAUGUGGACCCCAGAGGAGGCUGGCCUGCCGACCCCCCCCUUGCCCCUCGCGGGGGCCAACAAGACCGCCAUCUACACCCAGAGUCUUCAAGACCAGUGCUGGGAGACAUACGUCGGCCAGGAGAUGCUGAAGCUUUCCAUCAUCGACAUGCUCUUCACCGUGGCCAGCAUUCUGCUCAUCGAUUUCUUCCGAGGACUUUUCGUCCGGUACCUGAGCGACUACUGGUGCUGGGACCUGGAAAGCAAGUUUGUAAGUGAGAUGCUGGGUCCACGGGGAAGCUCCUAUGGCUGCACCCUCCUCUCCUGAUGUGGCUGAAAUGGGAGGGAAGAGGGGAGGGUGCACAGGGCUGAGUUGCUUUCUCGAUCUCAGCCGUACUGUUUCCUGGGGUGGCCACGCAGACCGCGAUCUCUCUGUUUUUCUGUCUAAAGAGUCAGAGCCUCGGUGUGGGUGUCGGUUUGGGCAUACCAUCGUGUCAACUGUCACAGAAGGGACUCGGCAGGCGGCACGCGGUUUCUUCGCAGAUCCAACAACUUCUACCUGGCGAUGCUCCUGUUCAUGCUGUUUCUGUGCAUGCUGCCCACCGUCUUUGCUAUUGCUCGGUACAAGCCGUCUCUGAACUGCGGGCCCUUCAGCGGACAAGAGAAGAUGUACGACGUCGUGUCGGAGACCAUCGAGGAGGACUUCCCCGCGUGGUUCGGCUCCGUGGUGGGGUACGUCAGCAGCCCCGUGGUCAUCCUGCCGGCCACACUGCUGCUGUUCAUGGUCAUCUAUUACCUUCAGAGCAUCGCAAGAUCCUUAAAGCUCAGCAACCAGCAGCUCAGAAUGCAAAUCCAAAACGCCAGAUCUGAAGACAAGAAAAAGGUUGCCCAAAUGGUAGAGGCCCGAAUCCAAACCCAAGACGAAAGCAGCAAGAGGCUUCCCAAGGACGGCGACCUCGGCAGCCAGCUGUCCUCAGCUCACUCGGGGACACCCCAGAGCAACGGCGCCGUGGUCAAUUGGGACUCAUGCAGCAGUGAGAGUGGCAGGGUAGAGGCCGCUGCCCAGCACCCACCCCCGAGUCCCCAGCCAGGCCCCCGCAGCCCCAGCUCGCCUCUUUCCGGCACGUCCAAACCCAGGCCGGGGCAGGACACGAACAGGCGCCCGCGUGGUCCUUGUGUGAGCACAGGUGACCGGCACAGGAGCAGACCCCGCUCACCUGUGAUGCUGACAAAGCCCAUCGAAGACGCUCACUCAGAACCUCUUUUCCGAAAAGGCUUUCAGCACAUCAGCCCUCCCCUUGGCGGACCGGGCCCCUCGGCCUGGGCACCUCGUGGUCGCAGGCCCCAGGCCCCCAGCUACUACAUCAUUAAUGAGCGAGACUCUCACAAAAAUUCCCAUCCAACUUUCUGGCCAGAGAGACAUUUCCGGAUGGAUGCCCUGGGGGACCUGGUGGAAGUGUAUCCCAGGAGCACGCGACAAGCUGUGUCCCGGGGCCCCCGGCAGGGUGGCUCCCCGCAGCUGAGUGAGGAAGACGAGGAUGCCCCACGGAGGCAGCUGAUGGAAGGUUCUUUCCACCCACACGCCCCGGCGGGCCUCCGAGGGCCUCCUCACUUCUAUGUUGGCGAAAGGUCAGAGAGGCAGACCCCGGCCCCCAAGCGCCAGGGAAGGGUGCCCCACGGGUCCUGGAGUGACGGCUUGGAGACUCAACUCGACAGGCCGGUGUACGUGUACAAGAAACCACGCUCCCGGGCGUCUGGGACUUCCCUGGAGGAGAUUCAGAGCCGACGGGGUAUCCUCUCGCUGCUUGGUGAGGCAGACGGCCACGUUGCGCAGAGGGCCACGCAGCAGGGACGUGUGUCCGGCCUCCGGGAGCGGAGGGCCGGCCACAGCCUCCAGCAGAUGAAUUCUGCCAACAGUCACGCGAGCUGCUCCGAAAAGGCCCCCAGCCGCGAUGGACAGCCUGGCGGAGACCUUGGACGGAGCACCCAGCUGCGUCUGUGCUCGGCCCACAGACGCCAGGCCACCAGCUCUGGCCCUUACCUGAGCCGCAGCAAGCAGAAAGCCCCAGUCCACGCUACCAAAACACCUUCUCGUAACUGA
Molecule: messenger RNA, 3561 nt
Organism: Puma concolor (puma)
Lineage: Eukaryota; Metazoa; Chordata; Mammalia; Carnivora; Felidae
Source: RefSeq, a predicted model, not a curated record